Messenger RNA from Macrobrachium nipponense, 3433 nucleotides. RefSeq names its product zwei Ig domain protein zig-8-like. NCBI's taxonomy places the organism in Eukaryota, Metazoa, Arthropoda, Malacostraca, Decapoda, Palaemonidae. The coding region runs from base 737 to 1759 and encodes 340 amino acids. Gene Ontology annotation, cellular component: neuron projection membrane. The transcript is spliced from 7 exons. Gene Ontology annotation, biological process: synapse organization. The record is from RefSeq and is a predicted model, not a curated record.
AACAGUCAAAGACAGACGCGCGCUCUCGCUCUCGUGAAAUCCAUCUCGAAGUGUCGGGGCAAAGGUGCGGGAAAAUUUAUCCGUUGUUGUCGUGAAGCGGCUUUGAUUGCCAACUGCCGAGAUGCUAACGCUGUCAACGGCCCGUUUUACGUUCUAAAAUGCCUGUCAGGACCCGGGUUGUGAAAGUUCGUUUGAUUUUACUCCUCUGAAGUGAAAGUUCAACAGAAAAAGGUUGGUUUAUGUCUCCCUCUAAACUUCGUGAUAUGGGUCCUUGAGAGCCCUGAUAAGCUCCUUUUCGAAGUCUGGAAGUCCAAUAAGUAGUUUUUGCUGUUGUUGUGCUUUAUGCUCAAGUAGUAUAAAGUAGCAAAGUGGUGAUCAUUAUCUGAUGGUGUGAAAUCAAGAAUGAAGACGCAUCUCAGUGUUCUUCUCCUCUGUUAUAUAAAUACCCUCCACUAACGAACUGCGUACGAAGACUGUGAUAGUGAUUAUGACAGAGAAGAAUAAAAAUAAAUACAAAAGAAUCCAUAAUUAAUAGAUUAAAAGGCUUCGGAAACUCACGAUGCGAGAAAACAUUCGGGAGACAGAGUGGAACAUCUACCAGCGCGGAACAUUUGACCAGAACGCGAGAGAAAUUGUUAAUACUCGCGCCCAAGCGGAAUGAUCACGAUUCCUUGUGACUCUCCUCCAAAGAUGACGAGUAACGUGUCAAUCAUCUAAGCGAGAGGGACUUGCAAUAAUGCAAACUGGGAGCUCAAUGUUGCAACGCCUGGGUUGGUCCCUGUUUUGGACUAAAGUCUUCGUCGGCUUGCUUUUACUAGUCAGCAUCGCGGCCGCUGCCGACCUCGCAUCUGGGAAUUCGAUCUCGUCUGACCCAGCCCUGGGCCUCCCGCCGGAGGAGGAGGAGGGGGAAGGCGAGGAGGACGUCGGUGAUCUCGACGCCGUGGGAGUUGGGGAGGAGAACGCCGGAGUGGACCCUGCAUCCUGGAGUGACUACCUCAACUCCCUUUUCGACCCAGUGUUCGAUCCUACGGUCCCCAUCAACGUAUCUGCCGUCGAGGGUCAGACCGCCCAUCUCGUCUGCCGGGUCAACAACCUCGGCACCAAGACGGUGUCCUGGAUCCGCCAUCUCGACACCCACAUCCUGACGGUGGGGUCCUUCACUUACACGAGCGACCAUAGGUUCUCCGCCCUCCACCGGGAGGGCACAAACGAGUGGACCCUUCAGAUUCGACAGCCCACCGUCAGGGACUCGGGCCUGUAUGAGUGCCAAGUGUCGACCAAGCCCAUCAGAGGCUAUCUUAUCACACUUAAUGUUGUCGUGCCAACAGCACGGAUCCUACACGCCCCCGAACUUCAUACUGACGAAGGCGGCGCCCUUAAUCUCACAUGCGUCGUUAGCCCAAGCCCAGCGCCUCCAGAGUACAUAUUCUGGUACCACGGAGGCGAGGUCAUCAACUACGAGACCGACGGCAGCGUUGAGGUCGACGUGAGACAAGGAGACGGAAUCACGGUCUCGACUCUUCUGGUGGCCAAGGCGACCUUAGACCAUUCGGGCAAAUAUCAGUGCGCCCCUUCGAACACAGACAGGGCGUCCAUCACGGUGCACGUCUUCAAGGCCGAAGAACCAGCAGCCAUGCAUACGAGCGGCGCCAACAGUAGCACUCUGCUUUUUCACCAGCCAUCUACGUGGGCGCCCUUGUCUCUGGUUCUGCUCCUCCUCGCGCGGUACUUCCUGACGUCUCGAGCCUUCGUCACAUAGGGAACAGAAGCCUGCUUGUCACCUCGCACUAGCUAGCUAGAGCCGCGUUAUCGACAGACAAGUCACAGGAAGAGUAACGGAGGUCUGCAGUGUACUUUCUCUCACUGAAGAACCCAGUGCGAGCCCUUGCGGGACGCCACCGUCUACUACCAAGGUCUCCAGGAUGAUUAUGGAACGUCGCGUGUGCUUUCCAAAUGAUGACUUGUGCGUGCUCGCUCGUCUGCGCGCGCGUGUGUGUGUAUGUGUGUGCGUGCGUGCGUGUGUAGCAGUAUAUGUUAUCUAUACCGUGUUCAUACUCAAAAGGAGGACUCUGCAGCAAUUGUUUUUCAAAUUCAGUUUGAUUUUUCCAUAAAAUCUAAAAUUUCGUCUUGCGGAAAAUCCUGUUGACGAGGUUCUCCAUAAGUUGGCUGGUGUCUAGGAGUGGCUAUUUAAAAACGUCAAGAGUAUAAAAACGUCAAGAGUAUAGAACUCCUGGACGCGCUCAAGUAGAAAGAUAAACCACUGCGUUCCUUUUCAUUCAUUCCAGUUUUCCAGCAACUUUCCAGUUGGCUGAGCGGCUUUCGUUUUUCCAGAUGUUCCUACAGAAAGGAGUAAUAUCCAGUAUCCAGUAAAUCAAACAGAUGUCACUAUAGUAACUCACUAUAGACAACGGGUUUUGGAAUGCUUACAUAGUUCCUUCGGAGGGUGCCAGCAAUGUAUGAUUAUCAAACCCCUGAUUUUUCAUGAUUUCAUUUAUUUUUUUCAUCCCAUUGGGGUCAGCUUCAAAGCUGGUUUGUUUGUGAAAUUUAUAGGGGUCAAAAUCAUUUUUAUCAACGUGAGAAUUGACAUAAAUUACAGUUAAUAUUAUGGUACCAUAAUUCCUUCCCCGAUAUUUUCUGAAUUUCAUCUAUUUUUCCACCCAGUUGGACUGUUUCAACCCGAUUUCUUUGUGAAAUUCAUUAGCGUCAAAGAACUUUUUUUUUCCUACGUGGUUCUCCUGGAUUUUUCAUUUUUGUCCAUGACAAACCGCAUUAGUUGUUUUAUUGUCGAUUUUUUUUGUCACUUAACCAAAGUCUAAAAUCCUUAGCCCUCCAAAAAAUAAUAAUAAAUGAUAAAAAGGAAAGUUUCUAUAUAUUGUAAAAAUAAAGGAAAGAUAGAACCUUGGUCCCCAAGACAUGGAUCUUCUUUUUAUUUAUUUUUUCUUUGAAGGUGAGAACCGUUCAUUCAAUACAGCUACAGUGUUUGUUGGAUGUGUAUAAAUAUAUAAAUAUUCCGUAUAUACAAUCUAGCUGUCUACGAGACGUGUGGGAUGUAAUUAGCUUUUAUAUGUCAUUUGAAAAAGAAACGAGUAUAUAUAUAAAAAUUAUAUCAACGGCUUGUGUGAUUUUUUUUCUAACCCCAAUUCCAAUUCCCCCCACUUUCAUCCUUCCCCUUCGAAUUCGUCACGAAAGAUUUAAACAAAUUAAAUAUUAAUGUUUCUUAUAUUACCUUUCUAAAUUCAUUUCCUGUCGUCUAAAUAUCUGGUAAUCAUGUUCCCUCGCUUUAUCCUGUAGCAUUCAUUUCCAUUCAUUUUCUUACCCCUUAACUGCAUUAAUUUUCGUGGAAACUGAAUAUUAAUGUUCUUUAUAUUCCUCUCUCUCUCUCUCUCUCUCUCUCUCUCUCUCUCUCUCUCUCUCUCUCUCUCUCUCGUCAAAA